GCCCACCACGUGACCACGCGUUCUCGGAACCUAGCGGUGAACCUCGUGUAAACCUGGCAGAAACCACCCUAUUGUCGGCUACAGCUACUUGCAAAUAUAAACAACAAAAUGACCGAUGCAAAGGCUACUUUAACGCGCGAUGGAACAAUGCAAGUGACUGCAAAGGAGGGUAUAGACUUGCUUAAAAAAGAAGGAUGUAACAGAUUAUUGGCAGCACAAGGAUUAAUUUCAGAUGUUGGAAAUUCUAGCUCUGACAAACCAGGACUUCCUAGAGAUGGAACUAUGGCAGUCACAGCCAAGGAAGGAGAAGCUGUUCUUGAUAGUUUAGGGGGUAAACCUGAUGCUGAUGCAGCCACGAGAGGUCAACAGAAAAAAAUAGAAGCCAUUCAGAAAGAAACUAAGGAGGAUCCUCCGGCUAAAAAACCAAAAUUAGCAAAGGAUGGAACAAUGGUGGCAACAGCUAAGGAAGGAAAGGCAUUAGUAGGUGGUGAGAAAUUAGGAGAUACUCGACAAGAAACAAAAAGAAAAUCUGACAAACCACAACCGAAAAGAGAGGGUACAAUAGCUAAAGCUGUACAAGAAGGUAUAUAG
Messenger RNA from Patella vulgata (common limpet), 591 nucleotides. RefSeq lists its product as uncharacterized. The record is from RefSeq and is a predicted model, not a curated record. The coding region runs from base 109 to 591 and encodes 160 amino acids. The transcript has 4 exons. Lineage: Eukaryota; Metazoa; Mollusca; Gastropoda; Patellidae.